CAGAGGGCGGGAAGGCGGAAGUUGCCAGCCUGCUGGAACCGUCUCCCAAAGCUUCCGGUGACACAGACACAGCCUGGGGACGUGGGCGAGGCGGCAGCUGCUGUAAGCAGCUGUCACCUGCCGGGUGCCGGUCCUGGCAGAAGUGGGGGCUCCCAGGAAGGCCUCAGUCUUUGCCGCUUUGGGUCACGGCUGUAUCUCAGCAUCUGGACCAUGCCCGGGGUUGAAUGAAUGGGGUUUCCACUCGCUGAGUUUCCCUCCUGAGCUGAGCCCUUGUCUCCCAAACCCACCCCGGGCCCCACCCCGCCUGGCCCAGCGCGGCCCCCGGUCCUGGGCCACCCGUGCCCCUGCUGGGUAUUGGCCGGGUGGACAUCGGCGGCGUCUACCUCAGUCCCCUACCAGCCACGCGGACUGUCCUUCGCCUGACCUUGUCCCAGUGCCCUAGAUAGUGUGUGUCGUUGAAUCCUUACAGCCAACCUGCCCCGCGGGCGCCUGGUCCCCGCACAGAUGGGACCUUACUAAGCGGCCUGGGCUGAGCUCGAACUUCAACCCUCCUGCCUCAGCCUCCCAGAGUGCUGGGAUUACCUGGCCCCAUGGAAAGUGGACAGAGAAUGUACCGGAAAGGCCGGAAGCUGGGCUCCAGCCGCCGGCGGCAGAUGAGAGAGCCGGCCGAUGGCCAGGAUGCCCCGGGGGACCCAGGACCCGAGUCCUGGACCUCGGAAGCCGAGGCGGAGCUGCAGACCUUCUUCCAGAACUGUGGUGCCAAGGACAGAGGCUUCGUGACCCGCGAGGACCUGGCGGAGGCCAAGUUCCGCUUCCUGGGCAACGAGGAGGAGCUGCAGAUGAUCUUCGACUGGGUGGACUCGGAGCGGAGGGGCCGCCUGUCCCUGGAGGAGUUCAGUUCUGGGCUCAAAAACAUCUUUGGCUCCAGCCUGAGCACCCAAGGGCUCCGCAGGCGGCGGCCACCGCCCUCCCCGCGGGUGUCUGUGACCGCCAGCUUCCCGGCACUGGAGGAGGCCGACUCAGAGGAGAGGGAGGCAUUCCUUGCCCUCCUGGGACAGCUGGGGACCGGCCCCUCGAUUCCUGAGGAGAAGGAGAUCUGGCAGCUGUGGGGGAAACUGAGGCAGGAGGAGCCCCAGCUGGUGGGCAACCUGGAGGGCUUUCUGGCCGAGAUGAGCAGCCGCCUGCAGGAGGUCCGGGCCGACAAGGAGGCCCUGGAGCAGACGCUGAGGAAGCGUGACUCUGACCACCACCGCGAGGUGUGGCAGCUGUACGAGGAGAUGGAGCGGCAGAUCCACCGGGAGAAGCGGCAGCUGCAGGCCCAGAGCGAAUCCCGGGGCCAGGCCCUCAGUGCGCAGAUGCAGGAGGCCCUGGAGGCCAAGGAGCUCGAGGUACAGCGGCUGCAACAGGGCCAGAGCGAGCUGGAGGCCCAGCUCCACAGCCUCAGUGACAGCCACCGAGAGGCCACCUCGGAGAACUUGCAGCUCAGAGAGGCUGGGCAAGACCUGGCCGGGCAGCUAGAGGAGGUGCGGGGGCAGCUGCAGGUGACCAGGGGACACCUGGAUGCUGCCAGGGGCCGAGUGUCAUGGCAGGUGGAGGAGGAAGUCAGUGUCCCGGGAGCGAGCAAGAAGGUCCCAGGCACUCAGGCCGAGGCCUCCGAGGAGGGCCCCCUGCCCGGGCUGUUUGGAGACAGUGACGACUGGAACCAGCUCCUGAGUGGCUUCAGCAGCCCUUGGCAGAGAGCCCUGCAGCUAUCCUGGAGCCCACCCCCCACCCCCCACGCUGCCUCAGGACCCCCGACACCCCGAGUGGUCAGGCAGAUCUCCAUCUCCGAGCCGCACCCUGGGCCGGAUCCAGAUGGGCCUCCGAGGAGCCCGACAGGGCCGCCCCCCAGCACCCAGGAUGGGAAGGGAGAGGACGUGGCCGGGCAGGCCAUGGGGCCAGAGCAGCCUGUUGGGCCCGGUGGCCUGGAACCCAGCAUCGAGCCGGCAGCUGGACUCCAGGCUGGCUCCCCCUGGGGUCUCCUGGGGGCCCCUGCCAAGGAGUCCGGGAGCCUGGUGGCAGCGGCGCUCAAGGUCCUUGUUCCUGUGGAGGACGCUGGCUCUCGACCCCCUUCCCAGGCUUCCACUGGGCUCAGUGAGCAGCUCCAGGCCUCUGAUGACACAGACCCUGGGCCCAGGCCUGCCCCGGCCAAGCAGUCCAGGCAGAGAGACGCCCCACAGGCUGAGGGCGCCGAACCGGGCCUGGCGUCCCUGGGAGCUCUGGUUCCCGCUGAGGGCCUGGAGCCUGUGGGUCAGGCUCCCCAAGAGGUCCCGGAGCUGGGCGAGCCGAGGCUGGCCGGGCAGGAUAGCCACCCUGGAGAGCUCAGGGAAGCUCAUGGCCAGGUCCCUGGGCCAGAGAGGAUGCCAGUCCAGCCCCUCCAGAGUCCUGAGGAGGAGCCCCAGGCUGGGGAAGGAAAAGCAGUAGGCCGAGGCAGGCAGGAUCCCAGUUCUGAGCAGGCAGCUGAGGCUACAGAAUCCACCCAGCCAACCCCUCUGCCUGCUUCUACCCAUGCUGAGCCACUGCAGGCUCUCUUGGCUGUGGCCCCUGCUCGUGGACAGCUGUCCCCCGCAGGGCAGUCUCCCCCCACAGGGGUCCAGGAGCUCCCACAAACCCUUCCCACCCCAGCUGAGCCCAAAGCCCCACCCAGGCCCCAACCUGACACUGCCCAGGCAGAGAGACAGCCAGGCCGCCUUCCACCUGGAGAACCCCAGGCGGAGAGCUGGCCCUCGGCCCCUGGCAUGAGCUCCUCCCCAGGGCACCCUGCCGCCACCAGCCAGCCUCAGGCUGACCUCGACUACCUCUUCCACGUCAUCUUCCUGGGCGACUCCAAUGUGGGCAAGACCUCCUUCCUGCACCUGCUGCACCAGAAUGCCUUUGCCACCGGGCUGGCUGCCACCGUGGGAGUGGAUUUUCGGGUCAAAACCCUGCUGGUGGACAACAAGUGCUUCGCGCUGCAGCUGUGGGACACGGCUGGCCAGGAGAGGUACCACAGCGUGACGAGGCAGCUGCUCCGCAAGGCGGAUGGGGUGGUACUCAUGUACGACGUCACCUGUCAGGAGAGCUUUGCCCACGUGCGCUACUGGCUGGACUGUCUGCAGGACGCAGGGGCGCAGGGCGUGGUGCUCCUCCUCCUGGGCAACAAGAUGGACUGCGAGGAGGCGCGGCAGGUGCCCACGGAGGCCGGGCGGCAGCUGGCGCAGGAGCUGGGGGUGUCUUUUGGAGAGUGCAGUGCCAUCCUGGGUCACAACGUCCUGGAGUCCAUGGUGAACCUGGCCCGGUCACUCAAGGUGCAGGAGGACCGCCUGAAGGACUCGCUGGUGGAGGUGGCGCCCAGGAAGCCGCCCAAGCGAGCCGGCUGCUGCUCCUGAAGCCCCGCCCCCACUUCCUGUCCCUCAGCUCCGUCCUGGCCUCCUGGAGGCACAGAGGCUGGGACAGAUCUGUGUGGUCACAUUUCUGUAAGGACUGGGUCUUUUUUUUCCAGUACCGGGAAUCGAACUCACGACCUCACGCUUGCCAGGCAGGCUCUGUGCCGCUGAGCUAAAUCCCCAGCCCAGGACUGGGUCUUAUAAAAACUAAUGUUGAGCAGGA
Chinchilla lanigera (long-tailed chinchilla) is the source of this 3627-nucleotide messenger RNA. It is a transcript of the gene Rab44, whose product is annotated as RAB44, member RAS oncogene family. The record is from RefSeq and is a predicted model, not a curated record. The coding region runs from base 591 to 3407 and encodes 938 amino acids. NCBI's taxonomy places the organism in Eukaryota, Metazoa, Chordata, Mammalia, Rodentia, Chinchillidae. Gene Ontology annotation, molecular function: calcium ion binding; GTPase activity; GTP binding. The transcript has 15 exons.